Molecule: messenger RNA, 955 nt
Organism: Amorphotheca resinae ATCC 22711
Lineage: Eukaryota; Fungi; Ascomycota; Leotiomycetes; Helotiales; Amorphothecaceae
Exons: 2
Coding region: 1-933 (310 amino acids)
Source: RefSeq, a predicted model, not a curated record
AUGUCCUCAAAUCUUUUCCCCAAGCGCUGGGAGAUCGAGUCCGAGACGCGUCAGCUCUUCGAGCUCUCUGGUCUCAAUUCCAUCACCAUGAUCUCACCUCCUCGCUCAGGGCGCCGGGAGAGGCAAUUCGAGUUGGAGACGUCUUUCCUCUUCGAAUUCUCCGGUCUCGAUUCCAUCUCCAUCCGUGUCUUCGCUCAGGAAAUAACUAGCUGCGAAUACGGCGACAUGCCCCCCGAGAUCCGUAGGCAAAUGCUCCAGCACUACUAUUCCUAUCCUCUCCUCCCGCACGAGACGCCGAGAGUUAUCAAGGCCCUGAGACCAGCCCCGUUGCUUUACGAAGAGGCUCUGCAGGAGUUCGCCGCUACCCAUACUUUCACGUUCAAUAAGUAUAAUGGGUUUAGCUUCAAUAAGCUGUCUGACGCUGCUAUUGCCCGGAUCAAGAAUUUGAAGCUUUGCAUCACCGACGAGCAAUUCCUCAGCUUGAGUACUCAUGAUUUCAAACUAUUGACCAGGGUGACGCCUGCUUUUAUCCAGUCUAGAUUAGUCAAGGCCACGGGCGUCAAGCACGUAGUUCUCAAGGUCACUGUCGGUCAGAAGGACGAUCUCGAAUUCGUAUCGAGCCUUGCUGGCUACGUCGCCACAUUCAAUAAUCUCCUCACGCUCAAGUUAGAGCUGACUAUCUCCUGGGCUCAGUUUGCUGCCUAUGGGGCUCGCGGAGCUAUGAUCGAUAUGGCAUUGAAGCAGCUUUGUGAAUCAUCGGGCGUGGUUCCAACGACGUAUCAAGGGCAGUUCACUUUUGCUAUGGGGACGCGUGAUACUUGGGGCUGGGAGGCGCCUGAUGGUAAGGGGAUAGACUUCUCGAAAUUGCUGGGAUCGAAUAGACCCGAGUCAGAGGAAUGGAUUAAUCUGACGGGUUGGGCACUACGGUACUGAAAAGGAUGACUGAGACUGAGGG